Messenger RNA from Phaeodactylum tricornutum CCAP 1055/1, 1215 nucleotides. RefSeq lists its product with no specific name. The record is from RefSeq and is a predicted model, not a curated record. Bases 1 to 1215 code for a protein of 404 amino acids. NCBI's taxonomy places the organism in Eukaryota, Bacillariophyta, Bacillariophyceae, Surirellales, Neidiaceae. The transcript is spliced from 3 exons.
AUGAUGCGAAUUCUACUUUUUGCUAUGAUUCUUCUGGAUGCAGCCAGCCUUGCUCAGCCUAAUGACGAGGCGCAAAUCCAUAAAAGCGUAUUUGAGAAGCGAGAGCUGAUGAAUAAUUACAUAGAACUGAGCAUGAGUAUGCCAGUCAUUGGGAAGGGCAAGGGUAAAGGUAAAGGAAAGGGAAUCGACUACAGCCUAUCAUCGAAAUCCUCAAAGGCCAGCUGGUCCAAAUCGUCCAAGUCAAAGGGAAAAGGAAGCAGCAAAAAGAGCGAUAAAAGUGGAAAGGGUGGUGGCAAAGAAAUUUCGCUCGUUCCCACAGUUCCGACCCCUACUACGGCUCCAAUUGUGGCACCUCCUACUAUCACUACAACCUCCCCGUUUGGUAGUACAAUGAGUGAGUCACCAAAUUCGACGCCUGCGCCCACGUUGACACCAGUAUCUAUUUCUCCAUUCACGAUUCUGUAUACCAUCGAACAAUUCCGCCUCCCUCUCGCAAGCGAGUAUGUUUCGGUCGCAAAUCUCACAGCGAACUAUUUGAAUGAGUACUUUCGAGCAAAUUUCCAAGAGACGAGUCUUGUAGACUUUGUGAUUGCCGACACGAUGAUGACUGACAACAACUUUCAGUUUGGACAGCCUGUCGAGAUUGAUUACAGAACACAGCUUACGUUUGCGUCGGCUUCCUUUAUUCCUUCUACAGAGGAAUUCGACGAGUUGUUGGCCAGUGCGUUCCGCGACGACAACUUGGCAAUCUACAUUUCUCUUUUGAACAGUUUGCCAAUCAGCAACAUCUUCCAAACAACGUCGCUUGUUACUUUUGAAGGAUCUACUUCCGCUACCGUACCCGCGACUAGUGCAGACUCCGCCGCAAGAGCAGCCGGAAUCGCGGUAGCAGCCGGUGCUGGAGCCCUUAUCUUUAUCAUCGCUGGUGUAGUUAUGUAUCGCCGAAAGGAAAGAGAGGAAGUUGGCAAGCGCCUCGAUGAAGAUGGGCAGAUGACAGUUGCUGGUGACACGUGUGGAGGCUCGUCAAUGGAUUCCCAAUCGGUGGUUAAUCAAACACAUGCAAUGAACGACGCAGAUGGCUCCUCGGUAUCGGAAUUGGGCGACUUUCAGGUCGCUCCAUCAAAUCAUCCCAUUCUCGAAGAAGGAGCUGAAGAGGAAACGGACGACGAGUGCGACUUUGAAGAAAGAGGCCAACUUUCGGAAGUCCAACUGUAA